Messenger RNA from Myodes glareolus (Bank vole), 1260 nucleotides. Lineage: Eukaryota; Metazoa; Chordata; Mammalia; Rodentia; Cricetidae. The record is from RefSeq and is a predicted model, not a curated record.
AUGGCUAAUGACAGGCCAGGGAUCCUGGGUAGAAGAAAAUGUUCUUGGAAACCAUGGAUGGUUGCUCUUACUACCACGGCUGUUUCAUUGGCUUUAGCAAUAAUGAUUGGGCUCCUUGUUUACUUUUUGGUGUAUGAUGAGAAGACUUAUUACUACCAGGCCUCCUUCCAGAUUCCCAGCAUUAAAUAUAGCUCAGAUUUGUCUAUAGAACAGUCAAGACUUCGGAUAGACCUGAAACAAAAACUCAGCAAUGAGAUAGAUAUGAUUUUUCACAGAUCCAGUUUAAAGCAUCAUUAUAUCAAAUCUCAGGUUGUCAACUUCAGGCCAAGUAAUGAUGGUUUGAAAGCAGACAUACUGAUUAAAUUUCAGUUUCCCCAUAACAAUGUGGGCACUUUGAAAAGACAAGCUGAUAGCAUUUUGCACAAGAAGUUGCAAUCCACCCAGAGCUUCAUGAAGAGAGACAUUUCAUUACCUAAUCUUAGAGAAAUGAAUGCAGCACUAGCAGAGAAUAUUCUAAACAGUGAUUGUGGCUUGGGGAUGGAGUACCCACCCACAGCAAGGAUUGCUAAUGGAAAGCCUGCAGACAAAGCUUCCUGGCCAUGGCAAAGCAGCCUACAGGUGGAUGGUAUCCACCUCUGUGGUGCAUCCCUGAUUGGCUCCCAGUGGCUCCUGACUUCUGCUCACUGCUUUGAUAUAUACAAAAACCCCAAACUGUGGACAGUCAGUUUUGGGACAACCCUAAGCCAUCCACUGACGACAAGAAAGAUAGCAUCCAUUAUUAUUCAUGAGAACUACGCAGCUCACAAGCAUGACGAUGAUAUUGCUGUGGUCAAGCUCUCCAGCCCCGUCCUGUUUUCUGAAAACCUGCGCAGAGUCUGUCUCCCCGAUGCUACCUUUCAAGUCUUGCCAAAGAGUAAAGUGUUUGUCACUGGAUGGGGAGCUUUGAAAGCAAAUGGUCCCUUUCCCAAUUCUCUCCAAGAGGUUGAAAUAGAGAUCAUAAGUAAUGAUGUAUGUAACCAAGUGAAUGUGUAUGGUGGAGCUAUAUCAUCAGGAAUGAUAUGUGCUGGAUUCUUGACAGGAAAACUGGACGCCUGUGAGGGUGAUUCUGGAGGGCCCCUGGUCAUUCCUCACGACGGAAAUAUCUGGUAUCUUCUUGGCAUUGUUAGUUGGGGAAUCGACUGUGGAAAAGAAAACAAGCCCGGAAUUUACACGAGAGUGACUCAUUAUCGGAACUGGAUUAAAUCUAAAACUAACAUCUAA